GCUCAAACAGUUGAGUACACAGCCAUGGCUCUUUGGAACUUUGGUAGGCUCGCCAGAAUAAGGCAUUUGCUGGUGUCUGCUUCAACCAGGACCACGUCAUGGUGGACCCACGUGGAGCAGGGUCCCCCAGACGCCAUAUUCGGACUGGUGGAGGCCUUCAAGAAGGACCCUCGACCGGAGAAGAUCAGUCUGGCUAUAGGGGCGUAUCGUGACGCCAACAACAAACCCUUUGUUCUCCCUACCGUCAGGAAGGCAAGUUUCAUGGGGAUCUGGCAUCAUAUGAAACUCAAUCUACCCCUGAAUGAGUGCAGGGUGGCCAUUGCUAGAUAUAGCUACUUCACACACCACAUUCUUUCCCAUUUCUUUAGUUGUGCUUGUCCGAUUGUAUGUAGAGCAUGUUUCACUCCACAGGCUAAGUUCUGGCCUGGCUCCAAGACCAUCUACCUGCCCAACCCUUCCUGGCCCAACCACAAGCCAGUCUUCAGUUCUUCAGGUCUGGAGGUCAAGUCCUACAGCUACUACGACUCCUCAACCUGUGGUCUAGACUCCACAGGCCUCUACCACGACCUACAGAGUCUACCGGAGAAGUCUGUUGUUCUGUUUCAUGCGUGUGCCCACAACCCCACCGGAGUCGACCCCAAGAUGGCCGAGUGGAAAGAGAUAUCAAGAAUAUGCAAGGGAUUUGCCACUGGGGAUCUGGACAACGAUGCUGCAGGAGUGAGGCAGCUGGCAGCCGACGGACACAAUCUCCUCCUUUGCCAGUCCUUCUCCAAGAACCUUGGACUCUAUGGAGAGAGAGUAGGGGCAAUGACUGUGUUGUGCAGUGAUCCUGAAGAGGCCAAGAGGGUGGAGUCCCAGCUCAAGAUCAUCAUACGACCACUCUACUCCAACCCACCCAUCAACGGAGCCCGCAUCGCCACACACAUCCUCAACACUCCAGCUCUCUACAAUGAAUGGUAACCAGUAUCUAUUCUAUGGGAAAAGGGGGAUUUUGCCCAGCCCUUGACAAUAGUUUCCGUUCUCUUAACUGAGCCCCAGUUAUGAAGUGGAACCCUUCUCUAAAGACGCGCUUGAGGACACCCCUCUAGUAGGACACAUUUUCUUUCCCCAAUACCCAUAACACCUCAAUAAUAUGGACACUUUCUUCUGUCACACUGGUGUCUGUCGCACUUGUGUCUUCCACUGUACACCACUUUGUGCCCCUGUAUAAAAUCCCUAGGUACAGAGUUUUUCACACACAAACUUGGUGGCGUACCCUGUGGGUUCUGUUUAUUGAGUCUUUAUACAGGCCCUAAGGUGUGUGGUUGCAGUUCAUGUCCAACAACCCCCUGCAUGCCAGCUGGUUCGUGGUAACGUUUCACGUGCAGUGUGCUACAGCAUCCUAACCUGUCCUAUGCAUGUGCAGGCUGGGUGAGCUGAAGCUGAUGGCUGGGAGGAUCAUGGAGAUGAGACAGGCUCUGAGAGAUGGCCUCGAGAAAGAAGGUUCAAUGCGGGACUGGAGCCACAUCACGGAGCAGAUUGGGAUGUUCUGUUACUCGGGGAUGACCCAAGAGCAGGUGGCCAGACUCCAGUCAGAGUUUGGAAUAUUCAUGACCAAGGACGGCCGGAUCUCCAUGGUUGCUCUCACACCGGGCAACGUGGGAGCUGUAGCCAGAGCCAUGCACCAGGUCACCAAGUGACUCCUGCCAAAAUGGAUCAGUUUAUAGCAGUGCCACGGGCUAUAUAUUUCAGUGACUAAAUCUUUCACUGGUGCAACUGUUUACAAAAGACUUAGUUAUCUGUGUGUAGGUUUUUAAAGGUAGAAUUUUGUGAUGAAAUGUGAACUGUUUCUUUCUAACUCAUCUUGGCAACAAAAUUUGAUAUUUAAACCAUGAAACCUGGCUACAGUAUAGAUAUUGUGUGCAUGCAGAGGUGUCGAAAAGUUACCAGUUUUCGUGGUUUUAAUCACUAAUCUUGAUAACAGUAGAUACAGUACAAAUAAUUAUUGCACAGAUGAGGUGAAGGUAAACUGAUAACCAGCAAGGCAGGAUUGUCCUACUUGACAUCGUCAUCAAAGAUUACGUCCCCAUACUUGUUUUUUCUAACUCCCCUUCCUUUGUCCUGUCUCUCCAUCAAUGCCCCACCGUCUCCAUCACCUCCUCCUCCACCCUUACCCUCCCUCCCCCGACCCUGGCCUACCCACUGCGACAUAUCCACUCUUCUCCUCGUCGCCUCGCUGGAGGCCAUAUCGCCCUCAGCCCUGCCUCUGGUCAUAGACGAGCUCUCUCGUGCUCUCUUUUGGUCGUAUCGCCGGGCCUGUCUGGGUAGGGAUUUCCUCAGCUUGCCUGCCAGCUCCGAGUCUUCCAGGGCAAGGAUGUUCUCGAUGCAAGACUGGUUGUUGGACAUGGCGCCCAGAAAGGAGAAGAGGACGAAGGAUACGGUGUAGCACGGUGCCGCGGCAAAACGCGGCAACAGUCCGGCUCUGAAGGCCGCCCACAGAGGCACCAGCGAGGGGAGACCCCACUUGAGGCCACCGAGGGCAGAUUUACUCCUACACUCGUGCAGAACUGCCCUCUCUCUCUCUGAAUAGCCGGAAAGUUUCGUCGCCAUUGAACCACUUCGAGAAAAC
Molecule: messenger RNA, 2608 nt
Organism: Geodia barretti
Lineage: Eukaryota; Metazoa; Porifera; Demospongiae; Tetractinellida; Geodiidae
Source: the annotation of a GenBank genome assembly